Messenger RNA from Branchiostoma floridae (Florida lancelet), 2068 nucleotides. RefSeq names its product fibroblast growth factor receptor 1-like. Gene Ontology annotation, cellular component: signaling receptor complex. The record is from RefSeq and is a predicted model, not a curated record. The coding region runs from base 2 to 2068 and encodes 688 amino acids. NCBI's taxonomy places the organism in Eukaryota, Metazoa, Chordata, Leptocardii, Amphioxiformes, Branchiostomatidae. Gene Ontology annotation, biological process: protein phosphorylation; positive regulation of kinase activity; multicellular organism development. Gene Ontology annotation, molecular function: ATP binding; transmembrane receptor protein tyrosine kinase activity. The transcript is spliced from 12 exons.
CAUGGAGAUGCGAGUCUUCCUUGUGCUUGCAUACGGAUAUUGGACAGGCCUGGCACAACGAUUCAGCCUGGUCACCCGCCCUGUCCCUGUGUUGGAGCACACAAAUGUCACACUCACCUGCACAGCUCCAGACAGUAUCGUAACGGAGGGAGAAGUGCAGCAAGUCCAUUGGUUUUACACCAGAAGAGAGGAAUCUUUAGCGCCACAACACGUCUUCGAAUACAAUGGACCAGACGACCAGAGAGGGCACUAUCACUGGUACGGGAGAACCGUCGCGGAAUCAUUUUCAGAGCUCACCAUCUCAAACGUUACUGUGGAAGACACUGGGUUCUAUCACUGCCGACUCCGAGGGAGCAGUUCUCACAUCACACGGAUAAAGAGCCAUCUCACUGUUCUCGUGCCGACUUCACGGCUGGAAUUACAACCAACAAACACAACAUUCAGGGAAGGAGAGGAAGUGAAACUUUCAUGUUCCGCCAACGGGAUACCUGAACCGUAUCUACAGUGGACAAAUGGGGCGAGCGACAGUGACACCAGAGGUCCCGUACAGGGGCACAGUGUGUCUUUGGGACCCCUGUCGCUCUCCUGGGCUGAUAACAAGAGGAACGUCACUUGUGUGGCGGAACAGCGGCAUCCUCUGAUCAACGGGCACGUCCUUGAACGUUCCGUGACCUUGAACGUGUUGUAUGCUCCCCGCAUCACUAGCUUUCGCAUGAGCGAAGAAGGUCUGAACCUAACCUGUGAGGUAGACGCCAACCCUCCUGCCACUUACAUCCUACUGAAGAAGGGAAACGAAACCCUUCUGAGGACCAACGGAAGUAAAGUCAACUCAGUUACAUACAGCACACAUUCGCCUCAAGGGGCUAACCACACUGGGCUCUACACUUGCGUGGCGGAAAACUCUUUGGACCUUACCAGAGCUUCCAUAAGAUGUGAGACAGAUAAAGAAUGUGGACUAGAAGAGAGGCCAGUAACCGUAACAGCCAUUUCAGCCACAGAACUUGUCAGGAAUCCAACUGUGGAAUACUUAGGCAUCGCUCUUGGUGGACUAGCAGUGGCUAUUCUGACACUGGGGGUGGUCAUGCAUGUCAAGAGAGGGCGCACACAAAGCAGAAGGCAAGAAGGACUGGCCCCUGCGUCUGUGGAUGGUCAAGAGCUUUUACACGAUACUGUGGCAGAAGACAGACCUCACGAAGAACCUGACGAUGUGGCACAGAGUGUAGCGCUAGUGGACCUGGACGACCGUCCCCCGAUGCCUCUGCCGAGACCCAAACCGCGGUUCCCAAAGUACGAACUGGGUCUCGACCGUCUGCACAUCGACAUGAGCCACGUCAUCGGCCGUGGGGCCUUCGCGAAAGUCUUCAAGGGCACCCUUAUAGAAAAGGGCAGGGAAGAGCAAGUGGCGAUCAAGACCAUCAAAGAGAAUGCGACAGAAGAGGAAACAAAACUGUUCUACGAGGAAAUCGGCAUCGUCAUCGACAUAGGGAGCCAUGGCAAUGUUCUGCGCAUGCGCGGGUGUUGCACGACACACGAUCCCAGUAGACCACUCCUCGUCAUGGAGUACAUGCCGUAUGGGAAUCUCCUCAACUUCUUGGAGAAGUGUAAAGAGGUUAGGAAUGGUGCAGCCUGUGACGAUCCAAUGUACCUGCUGGAGGAGAAGAUGAAGUACCAGAUCGGGAGCCAGGUGGCAGGUGGAAUGCAAUACAUCUGCAAGCAAAAAUACAUCCACGGCGACCUCGCUGCCCGGAACAUCCUGGUGAGUAAAGGACAGACCAUCGUGGUGAAGAUCUCCGACUUCGGUCUGACAGCGGACAUCUACCAGAAGGGGUACAAGAGACAAGACCCGGACCAACUGGUCCCCUACAAGUGGAUCAGUUUGGAGAGACUCCAGGUCAACGGAAGAUGUACAGAGAAAAGUGAUGUGUGGUCCUUCGGAGUUCUGCUGUAUGAGGUCGUCACCUUAGGGGGACCUCCUUAUCCCAAUAUCCACUUUGCUGAGAUUUUGCGGGAUAAGUUGAGUGCAGGUUGGCGUAUGGAGAUGCCAGAAGAUUGCAGCUUUUUCAUGUAA